Messenger RNA from Peromyscus leucopus (white-footed mouse), 537 nucleotides. RefSeq names its product vomeronasal secretory protein 2-like. Lineage: Eukaryota; Metazoa; Chordata; Mammalia; Rodentia; Cricetidae. Gene Ontology annotation, molecular function: small molecule binding. The transcript has 6 exons. The coding region runs from base 1 to 537 and encodes 178 amino acids. The record is from RefSeq and is a predicted model, not a curated record.
AUGCAGAGCCUGCUCCUGACUGUCACGCUGUUUGUCCUGGUGGCUGUCCUUCAGGCCCAGGAUGACCUGCCCCUCCUCUCAGAAGACAAGAACUUCUCAGGGAUAUGGUACUUGAAGGCCACAGUGAAGGACCUGAACAGCACAGAGGGGAAGAGCCCGAAGGAAGAAUUCCCUUUUGCAGUGAGAACCCUGGAGAAUGGAAACAUGGAGGUCAUGGUUGUUUCCAUGUAUAAUGGUGAGUGCCUGCAGAUUGACAUCCUGUUGGAGAAAACAGAGAAGCCUGGCCAGUACAGUGCCUUUUGGGGCAUAGAUCUCAUGUACAUCUAUGAGCUGCCAGUGAUGGACCACUACAUCUUCUACAGUGAAUGCCAGAUCUCUGAGCAGAAAGUCUAUGCGGGAGAGCUCAUCGGGAAGGAUCCCACAGAAAAUCACGAGGCCCUAGAAGAGUUCAAGAAAUUCGUACAGCAAAAGGGCUUUCUACCUGAAGAUAUCAUUGUGCCUGAGCAGAGAGCUGCCCUUCAGAAGUGCAAACCCUAA